AUGCUCCGAGCCAAGCGACAAAACACCCAGCCCUUGGAGGAUUCCUCCGUGGCACCGGAAACCUUCACCGAUGGCCUCCCACUUCCAAAGCUGAUCGCAUUCGAUCUGGACUAUACCCUCUGGCCUUUCUGGGUAGACACACAUGUCAGCGCCCCUGUAAAGGCGCGCGAUAACAACUCGCGCGCCGUGGACCGGUAUGAUCAAAUUCCCCAAUUGUUAGAUUUGCUGCGUAUGGGGGAGUCCUUCGCCUUUUACCCGGCGGUUUCCUCCAUAGUCUACGCUUGCAAGCACCGCGCAAUCCCACUGGCGCUUGCAUCCCGAACUCAGACCCCUGAUCUGGCGCGCGAUAUGCUCAAGUCCCUGCAUAUCAUCCCCACCUUCUCCGACAACCCCGCUGCCAACGCUAAGACCAUCCGUUCCCUGGACUACUUUGAUUUCAUUCAGAUAUUCCCCGGGAAUAAGACGUCUCAUUUUGCGAAGAUCCAUCAAGCGAGCAAUGUGGCUUAUGAAGAUAUGCUAUUCUUCGAUGACGAGGCCCGGAACCGGAAUGUUGAGACGGAGUUGGGGGUCUCGUUUUGCUUGGUGCGGGAUGGAAUGACGAGGGAGGAGGUCGACAGAGGCGUGAGAGCUUGGAGAAAGCGUAAAGGUAUCAGGAGAGACAUUACAGAGGAGUCAUAA
Molecule: messenger RNA, 678 nt
Organism: Penicillium paradoxum
Lineage: Eukaryota; Fungi; Ascomycota; Eurotiomycetes; Eurotiales; Aspergillaceae
Product: Mg-dependent acid phosphatase
Exons: 2
Coding region: 1-678 (225 amino acids)
Molecular function (GO): acid phosphatase activity
Source: RefSeq, a predicted model, not a curated record